Gavia stellata (red-throated loon) is the source of this 1831-nucleotide messenger RNA. It is a transcript of the gene IFT46, whose product is annotated as intraflagellar transport 46. Gene Ontology annotation, cellular component: intraciliary transport particle B; centrosome; motile cilium. Lineage: Eukaryota; Metazoa; Chordata; Aves; Gaviiformes; Gaviidae. The transcript has 11 exons. The coding region runs from base 1 to 1134 and encodes 377 amino acids. The record is from RefSeq and is a predicted model, not a curated record. Gene Ontology annotation, biological process: intraciliary transport; cilium assembly.
AUGGCGACGGCGGCCGGGCGGUGGCGGGCAGGCAUGGCGGAGCGGCGGGCACUGGAGACCCGCCUCGUCGAGAACCAGCCGUACGACGAGAGCUUGGACCUGCCGGAGGCCGAGGACGCGGGCGGCGCGGCGGAGAGGCCGGCCGGGGCCCGCUCGCCGCGGGCGGGGGGCGCGGGCCGUCCCAAGGGGUCCCGCCGGCCGGGGCUUCCUGGGGCGGGUGGCGGUGCGGCCGAUCGCAGCAGCGACGAGGAGGGCAGCGGUGGCAAGGAGGAGGCGGCAGCCCGCUCGGCCCCCCCGGCGGCCCUCAGCGAGGACGACGACGACGACGACGACUCGGAGGAGGAGGAUUCCUCUGAGACCGACUCGGAGGACGACUCAGAGGAGCACGGACCUGCGCUGGAGGGUGACUUUGAUCUAGCAGAUUAUGACUACCUGCCUGUAUCUUCUGAAAUCAAAGAACUCUUUGAGUACAUCAAGAGGUACACUCCCAAAACAAUAGAGAUAGAGCACAAACUGCAGCCUUUUAUUCCAGACUUUAUUCCUGCAGUUGGAGACAUUGACGCGUUCCUAAAGGUUCCCCGUCCUGACGGGAAGCCUGAUAACCUUGGCCUGCUGGUCCUGGACGAGCCGUCAACCAAGCAGUCAGAUCCCACUGUGCUCUCUCUUUGGCUGACAGAGAACUCCAAGCAGCACAACAUCACACAGCAGAUAAAAGUGAAGAGUUUGGAGAAUGCAGAGAAGAACCCCAAAGCUAUUGACAGCUGGAUUGAAAGUAUCAGCGAACUGCACCGCUGCAAACCUCCUGCCACGGUCCAUUACACCAGGCCAAUGCCCGACAUUGAGACCCUGAUGCAGGAAUGGUCACCAGAAUUUGAGGAGCUCUUGGGAAAGGUGGGCCUCCCCACUGCUGAGAUGGACUGUGACCUGGCCGAAUACAUCGACAUGAUAUGCGCCAUUCUGGACAUCCCCGUGUACAAGAGUCGGAUCCAGCCUCUGCACGUUCUCUUCUCCCUCUACUCGGAGUUCAAGAACUCACAGCAUUUCAAGCCGCUAGCUGAUGGGAAGAAGGGCAACAGCCCACCAUCCAACCCACCUUCACAAGCAGCAGACGUGGAAGUGUUAAGCUUUGCUUGAAGCUUCACGUUAAACCCUCAUCUCCUGGAUCGACGUCUGCCGCUGGACCUCGAGAUAUGACCAAAGCAGCCUGUGAAGCAGCGCACAGCAUUUCAGAAGCCUCCCUGGUUUUAUAGAUACUGCUGAGCUGUUCUGCCUUCAUAGAGUAGGACUUUACUCAUCGCAUUUAUUGCGGAAGUUGCCUAAUCACUCCAUUUUUGACUUGUCCCCAAGCAGUUCAGCAUUAAAACAGCUCUUCCCAAUGACAAAUGCUGCAGGGCAGAGGCUCCUCGAGCACACGCUACACUCUGUGCUCGGACACGACACUUGGAUCUGACCAAUGUGUUCCAAGGUCUGAUCCGGGGAUCUCGAAUCUCCUCUGCCCCGUAUUACCGAGCCCCUUUUUUGAUCCUCAAGCCCCUUAGCAACUGCCAAGGAGAAAAAAACAGCGUGGCACCAUACAGACGCUUGAGUUUAGUUUAUUGCUGUUGGGAGGACUCUCUCCAGCCCCCACCACACUGCCUGCUGACCCAUCUGUUGCAGCUCUGGCAGGGGUGGAGAGGAUCAGGCUAAAACAAGGCAGGUGCUUGACCUUACCCCAGGAGGAAUCGCAGCGCUAGCAGCUUAGCAGAGUCUGGCUAUAAACAGCUUUGAUGCCUUUUGGUUGUAAUAGCCUAUUUGUAAAGUGCACAGGCUACAGAAGAACAUGCCUUGGCUA